Molecule: messenger RNA, 849 nt
Organism: Fusarium graminearum PH-1
Lineage: Eukaryota; Fungi; Ascomycota; Sordariomycetes; Hypocreales; Nectriaceae
Exons: 4
Coding region: 1-849 (282 amino acids)
Source: RefSeq, a predicted model, not a curated record
AUGGCAGCUCUAGUGGCACAAUCAGAAGACCAGCCCCGGGAUGUCGUCUUUCGAAAUUAUUCGUCCCAACAAGCAUCAAACUAUGCCGAAGGUCGACUCGGAUACUCAGAGGCAUUGAUUGAGUUCGUUUUGAAACAGCACAAUUCAAGUGGCGGCCGCAAUGGAGUCUUGCUGGAUGUCGGAUGUGGUCCAGGUCCCGCGACUCGAAUGCUGGCGCCGCACUUUGAUGUAGCUUACGGCGCUGAUCCGGGCCUCAGUAUGAUCGAAAAGGCUCAACAGAUGGGAGGCAUAUCUAAAGCCGGUGCUCAGAUCGAGUACAAAGCUCAUUGGUUUGACAUGCCAAAGUUUUGGAAUGCAGCUGCCAAGCUGUUGAAACCGGGUGGCACUGUUGCCCUAUGGACAGCUUUUAGGCAGUCCGGCAGUCAAAUUACCAAUGAUGGAUACGUCGACCUCCUCAUGCCUUGGGAUGAUCCAACUACUGCUUCACUGUAUGACCGCGGAUCAUCUUCCCGCCACGAGCUCACUGCGAAGGAUGGGUAUUUCCCCAAACCCUAUCUGAUGGAUAACAACCCCGGUGAUGACUCACUAGACGAGAAACUCCAAAGGUUUGAGAAACUCGUCAAUAGUUUCGGGACAGUCAAUCGCUGGCAAAAAGCCAACCCUGAGAUAAUUGGAACGGAAGACGAUAUUGUUAAGAUUUUGAUGAGAAAGCUGCGAGCGGCAGCUGAAGAUGACGGGGGCAUACUUAAUUUAUCAAGCCUGGCAGAUAAAUAUGCCAUCGCGGUUAUCAUUGUGAAGAAGAUAAGACCAAUAAGUCUGCCUCGAUCAAUUCCUUUCACCGAGGGGUAG